Molecule: messenger RNA, 2341 nt
Organism: Leucoraja erinaceus (little skate)
Lineage: Eukaryota; Metazoa; Chordata; Chondrichthyes; Rajiformes; Rajidae
Gene: hacd1
Product: 3-hydroxyacyl-CoA dehydratase 1
Exons: 7
Coding region: 199-861 (220 amino acids)
Biological process (GO): very long-chain fatty acid biosynthetic process; fatty acid elongation; dephosphorylation
Cellular component (GO): endoplasmic reticulum membrane
Molecular function (GO): phosphatase activity; 3-hydroxyacyl-CoA dehydratase activity
Source: RefSeq, a predicted model, not a curated record
AAAAUCAGUGCGAGCCUUUUCCAAUUGCAAAGCGUUGGUUCAGCUAUUUUGAAGCAACGUUCUUUGUACAAGUUCCUUUCAGGAUUAAGCGUUUGUGCAAACUUCUCUGCAGAGACGCGUUUAACCCGUUUUGAUGCCAGCGAUGUGUUUUAACGGCAAAAUAGAAAAUGAAUGUGGGAAUUUGUUGGUGUGCCUUGAAUGAAGGAGUGCCUGGUUGGUCUAGCAUUUCCAUAUUUGGUUGAUCACAGAAGGUGGCUGGUACUAGCUGUGGCCAUGAUCCGGUAUUCUUACCAAAAAAGAACACACAAGGGAUUGUACAGGAAUAUACAAAAGACACUCAAGUUCUUCCAGACAUUUGCAUUGCUAGAGAUUGUGCACUGUGGAAUAGGUAUAGUGCGUACUUCGGUGCUUGUUACUGGGGUCCAAGUCCUGUCCAGAAUUUUCAUGGUGUGGUUUGUUGUUCACAGCAUAAGACCGAUACAGAAUGAAGAGAGUGUCGUUCUUUUCCUGGUCACUUGGGCAUUGACAGAGAUUACCCGAUAUUCUUAUUACACAUUCAAUCUGCUCAACCAUUUGCCUUACUUCAUUAAAUGGGCCAGAUACAACCUCUUUAUCAUCUUGUAUCCGAUUGGUGUUGUUGGUGAACUCCUUACAAUUUAUGCUGCCUUGCCUUUUGUGAAGAAAUCUGGCCUAUAUUCUCUGAGACUUCCAAACAAGUACAAUGUCUCCUUCGACUACUAUAUUUGUCUUAUCCUCAUAAUGAUUUCGUAUAUACCACUUUUUCCACAACUAUAUUUCCAUAUGCUUCGCCAAAGGAGGAAGGUGCUUCAUGGAGAGGUGAUCAAAGGAAAAGAGGAUUAAACCAGUCAUGAAACAACGGUGCUUUUCUCAGGAUCAUAUAUUGUUUAUAUCACAUUUACACUGAUGUAAACUUACAUUCAGUCUGAAUUAACUUGAUCUAAACCAACAACAUGUAAUAAAUGUAUGAAUUUACUGAAUUUCAGUUAAUGUAAACCAAUUGAUCUGAAUUACUAUUCCAGAUUGAUUCGAAACUUGUCUGGAUGGGGGUUAAAAUUAAACAGUUUGAAAUAGAUAUGAAUUUGAAUUCAAUGUGAAGAAUUAUUUUUAUGCCAUAAUAUCCAUGUUAUUUGUACCAAGUUUGCACACUCCGAGAUAGAAUUUACUCUUGAAUCAUAUACUGUACCUCGACCAACUAACAAUACAAAACUAAAUCAAUUUGAUCCAAAUGGAUUGUAAAGUUGGUGUGUAAAAGGGAUGAAAGCCAAACAAUAAAAAUCCCAGUGUUUGAAGGAUUCCGAGUUGCUAAAACUUGGAACAGAAAUAAACAGCGAGACAAAAUAUGUAUAAUGAAGUUACGUAUGAAAUAUUUGAAACUGUCUACCCCUAUUUUGGGAAUUAUAAAUUAUAUUAAUCAGUCGCUAAGUUUUGUAGUUCACUGGAGGCUAACUGAACAAUUAUGCAUUUCUUCUGCAAGGGUAACUAUUUGCCUUCUUCACAGUGGAUAUCAAACAUUCGGUUUUAAUAGUAAAUUUGUAGCAUCAUUCCGGUGUGUAGUUGAAAGCUCCCUUCUGAGGGGAGGAAGACCAUCUUCAUGCAUACAGGGAGAAUGCUUUCAUAGCUACUUUACGGAUAGUCGUUAAAUAUGGAAACAAUUUUGUCAACUUUAGUAGAUGCAAACUUCUAAAGGGUUUCUACAAAUCAAAAGGCAGCUCCAAUGCUAUAGAAAUUUCCAUUUUGUAUUUCAAGCUAUUUUCUACAGGAACUGUAUCUAUAUCGAAACAAGUGUACACGCUUACAACUAUUUACCACCUUGCCGAAUUAAAUAAUGACAAAUCUUGCGCAGUCCUUCAACAGAAAAUAGCUUUGUGAGGUGUGGAUUUGAGCAACCAAGCCCACCAACCGCCAAAACCUUGGCCAUCUCAUUGGACUUGUGUUUUGAUGUGCGAGGCACUGCUGUUGUAACGAUGACCCUGGUGUAUAUUGUCUGAUUGUCUUUAAAUUUGGGCUGCUAAUGUUCACAAAGUACAUUGAGAAAGAUUCCAUGAUGAAUUUUAUCCUUCUUGUGAUUAAUCCUGGUUUUGGACCAGAGUCUGGGAAUGUAUUGUUUAAAUUGGAAAUUUUGUUCUCAAUUUAUAACUUAAAUUUUACGAUGUAAAUAUGAAUUUUCUGCAAACACACAUCAGACUAGUUACCUAAUUUAUUUCUUGAACUGACUUUUUCUGUAACUUGGCAUUUUAUAAAGGGACAAAGUGCUUCAGUUUUUUCAAUAUAUUAAAUAUUCUGAGGUGAAUAUUAAACACUUGAGUUUACUCUAUCAAAA